UGCUUUCUUUCUUUCUGUAUGUCUUGGAUACUUCCUUUUCGAUCAAAAGAUAAACUAGUUGCGACUCAAUGUAGAAACUUGACUUUAUCUCUCUAUAGAUCUCUUUUACGCGCUGCUCACCAGUUCGACACACCGGAGCAACAAUGGUUUCUUCACAACACAAUACGUGAACGGUUUCGUUUUCAUCAAUGUGAAACUUCGAGACGUAAAAUUGUAUCUUUAGUAUCAGAAGGAGAUAAGGCUCUUCAUCAAUUGAAUCAGGCUCUUGAAGGUCAUUCUGCAACAAAGAAAUAUAUUCUUGAUCUCUCCUCUGCCAAGAUAGGUCCUUUGCAUCAUGUUAUUACAAAGUUACGCAAGAUACCAAAUCUCUUGCAACGAUCCAUCACAGCAACUGAUAUUCGAUCACAGGCAUCCAAACAUCGACACCCUUCAUUUUACGAUCGAAUAAGUUUACCCCCUCAUCUCAUCUCAGAUGUACGAUUAACAGGAUUAUCCACACCAGUACCCUCCAAUCGAAAGGAAUACAAAGUAGCAACAAAGACAUUAGAGAUAAUGCGACGACAACAGAAGAAUCGAAGGAAAAGCAUUGUCCGCGAAUGGAAACCAUAUCAAGUCAAACGAGUGGUCCAGGCUUCUAGUGGUUUCAAGUUUAUUCGACGACGUGGAUUUCGCCAACCUGUGACGACGUCUAUGAUGAUGAAACAACGAACACGAACAAUACAGAAGCGAUUGGAUCUUUAUUACCAUUUAAGAACACAACGUGAUUAUAUGAAAUCGGAACAAAUCUUUUUGAAUCAAUUGGGUGUGAAGAAUGAUUGUCGCGAAUAUAUACAACCUAUUACUGAAGCGAUCAAGAACAACAACACCUUUAUCCGUCCAACCAUAGACACAUGAUAGUAUCCCCAUCUUUCCCAACAAUCUCAUUAGAAUAGUUCCCACCAUAGAAUUAUUUGUAGAUAGGCACGCACACGCAUAUAUAUAUAUAUAUAUAUAUAUAUAUAU
Molecule: messenger RNA, 1002 nt
Organism: Halteromyces radiatus
Lineage: Eukaryota; Fungi; Mucoromycota; Mucoromycetes; Mucorales; Cunninghamellaceae
Exons: 6
Coding region: 19-894 (291 amino acids)
Source: RefSeq, a predicted model, not a curated record